This is a messenger RNA of Chrysemys picta bellii (western painted turtle), 509 nucleotides long. The record is from RefSeq and is a predicted model, not a curated record. NCBI's taxonomy places the organism in Eukaryota, Metazoa, Chordata, Testudines, Emydidae.
AAGCUGCCAACGGCGGAGGAGGCGGAGCUGUUCGAGCUGGCGCAGGCGGCGGGGAUCGGUCUCGACCCGGAAGUGUUCAGACUGCUGCUGGACCUGCUGCGGAUGAACGUGGCGCCCCUGGCCGUGUUCCAGAUGCUGAAGUCCUUGUGCGCCGGGCAGAGACCGGCUCCCAGCGGCCCCGCCGAGACCGCCCCCGAGACGAGAGGUCAGGAGCUGCGGGUUAUUAGGGGCCCCCCUCCCGCCGGGCUGGUCCUGGGGGAGCCCGGGCCCAGCUCAUGUCCCCCUCCCUGCAGGGAGGUGCCCGGGCUCGGGCCCGUGGCUGCUGCUUUCUGCUGGGGCAGGGGGGUGAUAAAGGGCGGUAUGGAAUUAAGCAGGCAAAUCCCUCCCGCGUAACAGUCUCUGCGCUGCCACGGCUGGUUUUGCUGCAGGACGGAGGCGAUCUCUGUUGCCUCAAUUAAAGGGCUGGGAGCCUUCAUUUAUGCAAGAUGCCAAUUAGACAUUCAUGUAUG